Messenger RNA from Penicillium mononematosum, 1152 nucleotides. RefSeq names its product mandelate racemase/muconate lactonizing enzyme family protein. The coding region runs from base 1 to 1152 and encodes 383 amino acids. Lineage: Eukaryota; Fungi; Ascomycota; Eurotiomycetes; Eurotiales; Aspergillaceae. Gene Ontology annotation, biological process: D-galactonate catabolic process; amino acid catabolic process. The transcript has 3 exons. Gene Ontology annotation, molecular function: galactonate dehydratase activity. The record is from RefSeq and is a predicted model, not a curated record.
AUGGCUAAGAUCAAAUCCAUUGAGCACUUCCGUGUAAAGCCCCGCUGGCUGUUUGUCAAAGUCACCGAUGAUGAAGGGCGCUUCGGUUGGGGAGAGGGAACAUUGGAAGGGCAUUCUCUUGCUGUUGAAGGGGCACUCGAUGAAAUUAUCGCUCGAAUUGUGGGAUACGAAGCGGAUGAUAUUCAACACAUUUGGCAGACAAUAUGGCGGCUUGGGUUCUACCGGGGUGGUCCGGUAUUUAUGUCAGCUCUAUCGGGGAUUGACAUCGCCUUGUGGGAUCUGAAGGGCCGGAAGCUGGGUGUCCCGGUCCACGAGCUCCUGGGUGGAAAGGUACGCCAGAAGGUGCAGGUUUAUGCCUGGAUUGGAGGUGACCGACCAAGUGAUGUUGAGGCUGCAGCGAAAGAGCGAAUCGCCCAAGGCCUCAAGUGCAUCAAGAUGAAUGCAACCGAAGAUGUCAACUGGCUCGACUCGCCGGCCGUUCUACAGUCCUGCGUAGAGCGAUUGAAGCAGGUGAAGGCUCUGGGUCUUGAUGCCGGUCUGGACUUCCACGGUCGCUUGCACAGGCCUAUGGCCAAACAGCUGGCCAAGGCACUGGAACCUUACCAGCCUCUGUUCAUCGAAGAGCCUUUGCUGUGCGAGCACCCCGAAGCGAUCAAGCAACUCUCCGAGCAUACUACGAUUCCUAUUGCAUUCGGCGAGCGCUUAUACACUAGGUGGGACAUUAAGCGGUUCUUGGAGGAUUCGUCGGUAGAUGUUCUACAGCCUGAUAUUGCCCACGCAGGAGGUAUCUCCGAAACUAUGCGUAUCUCAAACAUGGCUGAAGCAUACGAUGUCGCUAUCGCGCCUCAUUGUCCUCUGGGCCCGAUCGCCUUGGCAGCAUCCCUCCAAGUGGCCGUGUCGAUACCCAAUUUUGUCAUCCAAGAGAUGUCGCUAGGCAUGCAUUACAAUGUUGAAGCUGGGGAUAUCGAUCUGAAUAGCUACUUGUUGGAUAAGACCGUCUUUGAUAUCACAGAGGGAUAUGUUGCUGCACCCUCUAAGCCCGGCUUGGGAAUUGAUAUUGACGAAGACAUGGUACGGAAGAUCAGCAAGGAGACAGAGCCUUGGCGGUGUAAGGAGUUCUAUGGACCGGAUGGCUCUAUUCGUGAGUGGUAA